Molecule: messenger RNA, 1238 nt
Organism: Marmota monax (woodchuck)
Lineage: Eukaryota; Metazoa; Chordata; Mammalia; Rodentia; Sciuridae
Gene: Rnaseh2a
Product: ribonuclease H2 subunit A
Exons: 7
Coding region: 11-736 (241 amino acids)
Biological process (GO): mismatch repair; DNA replication, removal of RNA primer
Cellular component (GO): ribonuclease H2 complex
Molecular function (GO): RNA-DNA hybrid ribonuclease activity; RNA binding
Source: RefSeq, a predicted model, not a curated record
CUGAGGGGGUAUGGAUUUCAGCGAGUUGGAGAAAGACAAUACAGGCCGCUGUCGCCUGAGCUCGCCAGUGCCCGCCGUGUGCCGCAAGGAGUCAUGCGUUCUCGGCGUCGAUGAAGCGGGUCGGGGCCCUGUGCUUGGGCCCAUGGUCUACGCCAUCUGUUAUUGUCCCUUGACCCGCCUGGCAGAUCUGGAGGCUAUGAAAGUGGCAGACUCAAAGACCAUGUCGGAGAGCGAUCGGGACAGGCUCUUUGCCAAAAUGGAGGAGAACGGGGACUUUGUGGGCUGGGCUCUGGACGUGCUAUCUCCAAACCUCAUCUCUACCAGCAUGCUUGGGCGGGUCAAAUACAACCUGAACGCCCUGUCCCACGAUACAGCUGCUGGACUAAUACAGUAUGCAUUGGACCAGGGUGUGAGAGUCACCCAGGUGUUCGUGGACACAGUGGGGCUGCCGGAGACAUACCAGGAGCGGUUGCAGCAGCGCUUUCCUGGAAUUGACGUGACAGUCAAGGCCAAAGCAGAUGCCCUCUACCCUGUGGUCAGCGCUGCCAGCAUCUGUGCCAAGGUGGCUCGAGACCAGGCAGUGAAGAACUGGCAGUUUGUGGAGGACCUGCAGGACCUGGAUGCUGAUUAUGGCUCCGGCUACCCUAAUGGAGGCUCCAUGUCCUCAUUAUACAAUGAAGGCAGUCUCAUACUCACCUUCCUGCAAACCUCAUGCAGGCAUCAAGGGCAGGUGUGAGGAUUCAGUGGCGGAGCUGGUGGCAGCUCAGGUAGAGCACUUGCCCCGCAUUCACGGGCAGGGCUUUUAUCCCUGCAGUGCAAACAGAAAGAUACAGUGAAGGUUUGGUGGUUGGGUUCAAGGAUAGCUCCAGUCCUUUUGAAGCUGGGUGGGGAGCAGAGCCCCCUCAGGUGAUUAGAAGUCAGGAUGCCUGGUACUUGCCAUGCAGGACUGAGCCCUGGGGAUACAGCAGUAAGUCAAACAUCUCAAGGCCUCACUGAGCUCCUGCCUGUGGAGAGAAUGGGUGUUACAUUGUUGUCCUUGGGGGUCAGAGGCUAUCUCAGAGGCAGUCUCAAGUUGCACCUUGAGCACUGCUCAGCCAGGCACAGAAUGGGAGGGAAGGACCUGCCUGUGCAAAGGGCCUGAGGCACAAAAUGCCCCAAGCACUCAGGAGGAAGUCAAAGGUGAGUGGACCUGGAGCUUGGGUGUUACCUUGAGACUUGGGGACUGCUGUCAUUGCCUG